GAUAUUGUACAGUCAGCUAGGUGCUUACUGUACUUACUAACAUCGUCUGAAAGACAACGGGGCGCAGCAAGUGGUGAUGUCUCAAAUCAAGAUAUGGGAGAACAGAGGCAGGGAGGUCACAGCAGUUCAGCCCUUCAGCCAGAAAGACCAUCAUUUCAAAUGAAAAUGACCAGUUAUGUGAUGCCCUCAAAGUUUUAUUUCCAAAACUGGGGACAGUUACUGGUGGGUGGCUGCUUUACAUAUCUUCAGGCGGAUGGGGUUGCCGAAAACUCUCUUGUGGCUCCUGAUGAUACUGGCUAUACAGGCAGGAUCUUGAAAGCUGCAAGCCGUGGGGGUAAAAAUCUAUUCAUAGUCCCAAUUCAAGAAGAACUCAGCACAAAUCCCCUACAACUAACUGAUGAAGCAUUCAGUAGCAUGCCAAAAGCCACAUGUCAGAAGUGUGGAGUAGCAGUUCCCCUGCAUCUCCUAACAGAACACAUCAAGUCUUGUGGUGUCAUUGAUGUUGGCAGUGAUGAUAACCUGGAUAGCGCAGCUAUGCAGCAGUGUCCUGUCUGCACAGAAAUGUUUCCCACUGACUUUAUUGAGGUACACGCUUCUUCAUGUGGGGAAAGUGCAGGAAAUGAGGUGAUGCAUGAAAGUACUGUAAAUGAGGAAGAGCAAGCAGCAAUGCCUGGACCAUCCGGAACUUGUGUAACAGUUACAGAUGGCUGGUUAACUAUCAGUGACCCUACCAAGGCCAUAUCUCAGUGUGCAAAUAAUUUUUGCCAUAUUCUUGAAAUGGAGAGUCCCUUACUUCUCAGCAUGGAUAUCAGAAGUCGUCUUGCUGAACAGGACAUGGCCCUUAUCUCCUUUUACAAGCGACCUAAUGUGGAAUGGGCACGACCCCUGAAUUGCAGACUUGAAGAGGACCAUGCCUGUCGGGACUCAGCCCUGCUGUUGUUCAUGUCCUGCUUGGUGUGAGUCCUGAAACUGCAACUGUUCUACUGGAGGACUGUCCAGACUUGGACAUCAGAGAAACAAUCAGGCUUCUUGAAGGGGAAUCCAAAACCUCCAAUAAGGAUAAAAUAAGUGUCCAGGACUUGGCCUAUGCCUGGGACCUCCCUUCUCUGACUGAGAACAACAGGAAAUGGCUUUUUGAGAAGCUAUUGAUCCAUGCUGUAAUCGGACAUGUCACAAGACAAAUCAAGCAGCUGAGACGAGGUCUUAAAGAAACCCCAAUGUGGACCGUGCUGACCCAACGACCUGACACAGUGGCCUUGCUUUUUUCCCAAAAGAGGGAUUUUUUUGUUGAUAAUUUCAUUUGUUGUAGCCAUUUAUUUAAUCUACUCCAUAGCAACACCAACUGAACUGACCGAUCUGGUCAAAUUCUGGACUGGAUGGGAGAUUCUCCCAACAAGUCUCUCUGUAGAGGUAGUCAUGGGCAGAUACCCCACAGCCUCCAAUUGCUAUGAGACCUUGCGCAUCCCAGAGCAUUACAAGGAUUACACAUCUUUUAAGAUUGAUAUCCUGGACUGUAUUUGCACUUCUCAGACAGGAUUUGGUCUUGUGUGAGAGUGACAUCUUGGCCUGUAUUUGCACUUGCCAUACAAGAUUUGAUCUUGUACUAAAAGAUGUUGCUGUAACAUUUAAGCUUGCUAGCUGUUAAAAGUGUUCUGUUAAAAAUGUGAACGUUUAAGAGUUGUUGGCUGAAUUGUUAUACUUGUAAAACUGAACAGAACUGUCACUUGAGAGGGAGUACUUCACACAGAUUCUCCAGAACAUGCUCUGGGAGAUUCCCAGCCCUCCUUACUCUACCAAAUGAACACACCUGAUUAGUUAAGUGACAUUGCUUAAGUAUGCAUGUUUCUGGCAUACGUUUCACAUCAAGUUUAAAAUGUUCCUUGUAAACAAUCUCUGCACUCAAAUAAUUUAAGCAGGAGUUAAAAGUGAACUUGACUGUACUGGUUUUAUUUUCUCAGACUGUUACAGCUGAAGGGGAUGAAAGCCCUUUGCAGUAUUAUAAAACAUCUGUUAAUCUCAGUUUUUGGCACAAAUUUGACAGAUUUGAAGUUUAAAAUGUUCCUUGUAAACAAUCUCUACACAAAUAAACCAUUCAAG
This is a messenger RNA of Myxocyprinus asiaticus (Chinese sucker), 2097 nucleotides long. RefSeq lists its product as uncharacterized. The record is from RefSeq and is a predicted model, not a curated record. NCBI's taxonomy places the organism in Eukaryota, Metazoa, Chordata, Actinopteri, Cypriniformes, Catostomidae. The transcript is spliced from 10 exons. The coding region runs from base 94 to 960 and encodes 288 amino acids.